Molecule: messenger RNA, 2800 nt
Organism: Rattus norvegicus (Norway rat)
Lineage: Eukaryota; Metazoa; Chordata; Mammalia; Rodentia; Muridae
Source: RefSeq, a predicted model, not a curated record
AGAGGUCCAGUACACCAAGAUGCUGGUUGGGUUGGGAGUGCUAUGGACUAGGUCAAGUGCCUGUUGAACAGCUAAAUGUAGUUGGCCAAGCAAGGACAUGGGGCAGUUGUGCAGAGAGAAGCAGGCUUGUGACGUGGAUGAGCCAUAUGAACGACAGACCUCUAGAGCAGAGAGGUUCAUGCUACAGCUAGACAUUUCCUCAAGCUCCAGGUACAAUGAGCUCUAUUUGAAUUCCUACCCUUGGAUUUCUGCUUCCUGAUCUUGCUUCAUUUGGUUUCUGUUUCUUGCAUCCAAAAGAGGCCCAACCCAAGCAACCCUUUCCAUAGAUUCCAUUUAAUUUGUGCUUCAUCCCCUCAGAGCUGCCUGGUGUCUGCUUGAUGAAAAAACUGGACUGUAGCUGCUGGUUCGUGCCUGGUGUCUCCCUGCAUAAAGGACUGAUCUGCAGCUGCUACGUUGUGUUUGGUGUUUGCUAUGGGACUGAAUUGCUGCCCAAGAAGAUUGAGUUCACCACCAAAGAACUGUUCUUGAACAGGUCCACUUCCUCCAUAUCCUAGUAACUUUUCUCUUCCACUACCUCUGCUGAUUGGUGGUCUAGAGGAGAAGCCUUUUAAUAACUUUAGCCAGCACACUCUCCCUACUUGUGACUGUUGGCUCUGUGUUUAUCUGCACACCAGAACGGAACCGAUGCUCUGCAGACCUUCAGCCCGGGCCUUGCCCAGAGCAGCAGAGUGAAGAAGACAAGUUUGGGGCCCAGGCCUACAAGGGUCAGCAUCUUUGGAAUAUCUUUGCCAGGUGAACUUGAGACAUGUCUGACACAAGUGAGAGUGGUGCAGAUCCAGCUCGCUCUCAGGGCAAAGCUUCAGAAAAGGACAGCGGCUCCAUGAUGCAGGACCUGUUGACUGUGACCCAGAACUUGGAGGUCUCAGAGACACCAAAGGCUAAAAAGGCACCAGAGGUCUCAGAAGCUGCAAAGGUCCCCAAAGCCUCUGGGAACCCAAAGGCGACAGAGGUCUCAAAGGCCCCAGAGGCUUCGGAGGCAGCUGCCACCCAGGCCUCACCUACCACACAGCUGAGUGAGACCCAGGUUCUGGCAGCUGAAAACAAGAGUCCAGCAGCUGACACCAAGACACAGAAGGCUGACCUGCAGGCUAUGACAAUGCCUGCAACCCAGACCAAAACGGUCAGUUCUGUUACCGAUUCUAAGGUCAAUACAAAGACUCCGGAGACCGAGGCUCCUGCCUCUCAGUCUGGGGCAGAUGAACCAGAGCCUGAGGGUGCAGCUGUCCAAGUUCAGGAGAAUCAGGAUACUCGGCCCAAGGUCAAAGCCAAGAAUACCGAAAAGGGGAAACACCUGGAAGGGGAAGAGGACGGCAACAGUGAUCAGAGUCAGACUUCAGAAACCACAGGUGGUCGGAGGGUCUCAAAGGCCCUAAUGGCCUCCAUGGCCCGUAGAGCUUCAAGGGGACCCAUAGCGUUCUGGGCCCGCAGGGCAUCAAGGACUCGGUUGGCUGCCUGGGCUCGGAGAGCUUUGCUCUCCCUGAGGUCACCUAGAGCUCGGAGAGGCAAGGCCCGAAGAAGAGCUGCCAAGCUGCAGUCAUCCCAGGAACCCGAAGCACCCCCACCCAGAGAUGUGGCCCUUUUACAAGGAAGGGCAAAUGAUUUGGUGAAGUACCUGUUGGCUAAAGAUCAGACAAAGAUUCCCAUCAGGCGCUCAGAUAUGCUGAAGGACAUCAUCAAAGAAUAUACGGAUGUAUACCCUGAAAUCAUUGAACGAGCAGGCUAUUCCUUGGAGAAGGUAUUUGGAAUCCAACUGAAAGAAAUUGACAAGAAUGACCACUUGUAUAUUCUUCUCAGUACCUUAGAGCCAACUGAUGCAGGCAUCCUGGGAACGACCAAGGACUCACCUAAGCUGGGCCUCCUCAUGGUGCUUCUUAGCAUCAUCUUCAUGAAUGGAAAUCGGUCCAGUGAGGCUGUCAUCUGGGAGGUGCUGCGCAAGUUGGGGCUGCGCCCUGGGAUACAUCACUCACUCUUUGGGGAUGUGAAGAAGCUCAUUACUGAUGAGUUUGUGAAGCAGAAGUACCUGGACUACGCUAGAGUACCCAAUAGCAAUCCUCCUGAGUAUGAGUUCUUCUGGGGCCUACGCUCUUACUACGAGACCAGCAAGAUGAAAGUUCUCAAGUUUGCCUGUAAGGUGCAAAAGAAAGAUCCCAAAGAAUGGGCAGCUCAGUACCGAGAGGCAAUGGAAGCAGAUUUGAAGGCUGCGGCUGAGGCUGCUGCCGAAGCCAAGGCGAGGGCUGAGAUUAGAGCUCAGAUGGGCAUUGGGCUUGGCUCUGAGAAUGCUGCUGGGCCCUGCAACUGGGAUGAAGCUGAUAUUGGACCCUGGGCAAAGGCCCGGAUCCAGGCGGGAGCUGAAACUAAAGCCAAAGCCCAAGAAAGUAGUGGUGCCAGUGCUGGUACUGGUGCCGGUGCCAGUGCCAGUGCUGGUACCAGUGUCAGUACCAGUGGCACUGCUGGUUCUGGUGCUAAUGCUGGGGCCAGUGGGGGCUUCAGUACCAACCCCAGUCUGACUGCCAGUCUCACGUUUGGGCUCUUCGCUGGCCUUAGUGGAGCUGGGGCCAGUAACAGUAGCAGCUCUGGUGCCUGUGGUUUCUCCUACAAGUGAGAUACAGAUUGCUAAUCACAGCGUCUUCUUCUCAAGCCAGGGUGCACUCUCAGACACUUAUUCAAUGCAGCACUCUAGGCAACCGCUAUCAAUCAAUUGAAGUCGACACUCUAUAUUAAAUCUAUUUGCCAUUUCUGA